AGUUUACGUGCGCGCUCCUGGUAUCGCGUGGUGGAGCAGAGCGACCAUAUUGCUGCUAGUGGCUGAGGAAGGCUUGUUGUCCCCCUCGAGACAUCUCCGGACGCGGAUUUAGCCUUUUUUUUUUUACAUGUUUUAACCGAGCGUGAACCUCUCUGCGUCUUAGACUGAAAACAUUUUGGUUUAAGAGCGACACGCUUCACUUUUUUCCCCCCCGAGAAACCUACUCGGUCACGGGGAGGGGAAGGUGGACUGGUAAUCCCGAAGCGGCGGCGGCGGCGGCGGGGGGGGGGAGGAAGGAAAGGAAGACGCUGGUUGGGGAAAUGGCCGCUCAGGUGGAGGCUCUCCUGCCGGGCAACCCGCUCAUUAAAGCCGAGGAGCACGGCAAGGUAAUCCGCGGCGAGCCGGAGGAGGACGACGUCGCCGGGCUGGAGCGAGGGAGCCGCGAUCCGGAGGCGGGCGAGGGGGGCUCUGACAGCGAGGCCCGGCCGGGCGAGGACAGCGCGGAAGGCAGCAAGGAGUUUACCGAGGCCCCCCCGCCCAAGGUGAACCCGUGGACGAGGAAGAUGAACGCGGUGACGGUGGUCAGCGUGAACGGGCAGGCACAUCACGAGUCAGUUGGUCCCGCCAAGGUGGUGAGAGCUGGCAACCCACCCAAGCCCAGGCGUGGAGGAAAGGUUGGGGACUUUGGCGACGCCAACAGCUGGCCCACUCCGGGGGAGAUUGCAACGAAAGACAUUCAGAUCGAGGCAGUGACACGGACCGUGUCCUGCCCGCCGACUGUCAGGCAGGUCAAAGACUCGUGGAGAUCCCCUGUCCACAAGAGGACGUCCACCAGGAAGGAGACCAAGGAGAAAAGGGAGAGCAACGAGGAGAGCAAGGAGAACCUGAAGGCCAAGUCGGACGACUCGGGAGAGGAGAAAAACGGCGACGACGACCCCCAGAAGAACGGGCAGAAGAAGAAAGCAAACAAACAAAAGUGGGUUCCCCUGAUGAUCGAAGUCAAGUCCGAGGGUCCCCGGGAGCGCUCGGCCUCCAGGAACAACAGCAGGCAGAACGAAAAUCCUCGCCUGCCCCCCAACGCCAGAAACGACCUCCGGGACUGGCACAGUCAGAAGUACGAGCGGGAGUGGCGUGACGACCACGACGAGGUCUCGAGCGUGAAGAGCGAGGGGGCGCCGUUUCGCGGCGGCUUCAGGGGUCGUGGACGCGGCAGAGGGCGAGGCCGGGGACGAGGCCGAGGUAGAGGCCACUACGACUACCACCAAGGCUACAAGUCCUACGACAUGAAAGACGGACCUUACGGGCAGAAGGCGGGCAACUCUGUGACGUACUACUACGACAACAUGAGCAGCAGCGACCUGUACUCUGUGGACCAGGACCUGCUGAAGGACUACAUCAAACGGCAGAUCGAGUACUACUUCAGCCUGGACAACCUGGAGCGGGACUUCUUCCUACGCAGGAAGAUGGACGAUGAAGGCUUCCUGCCUAUCGGACUCAUUGCCAGCUUCCACAGAGUGCAGGCCCUCACCACCGACCUCAACGUCAUUCUGGAAGCUCUGAAGGACAGCAAAGUAGUGGAACUGAUCGACAUGAAGAUCCGACGCAAGGUGGAGCCGGAGAAGUGGCCCCUCCCAGGACUGACUGUGCCAAACCACACCGAUUUUGCCCAACUCAUAAACUGCCCGGAGUUUGUGCCCAGACAGAUCACGGAGGAGCCCAGAGGUUCUCCCAGGGCCUCGACGCUCAUGAAGCCUACACCCAAACACGACUCUGACACGCCUUCCAACCUUAAGACGAUGCCCAAGGGCCUCUCCGCCAGCCUACCUGAUCUGGACUCCGAGUCCUGGAUAGAGGUCAAGAAGAGGCCCAGACCUUCGCCAGCCAGACCCAAGACGCCCUCCUUGCAGCAGCAGAAGGAAAAGGAAGACUCGAACCGCUCACCGCUGCCUCAGUGUGGCUCCUCCCCUUCUCCUGCCACACCAGGAAAUAAGGACGGCGGCGAGCAGGACGAGCCCGAGGAGCUGGACUUUAUGUUCGACGAGGAGAUGGAGCAGAUGGACGGUCGGCGCAACACCUUCACCGACUGGUCCGACGAGGACACGGACGGCGAGAUCGACGACCACGACGUCAACAAGAUCCUGAUCGUUACGCAGACGCCUCCCUACCUGAGGAAGCACCCGGGCGGCGACCGCACGGGACACCACACGUCACGCGCUAAGCUCUCCAGCGAGCUGGUCAAGGUGAUCAACGACGGCCUCUUCUACUACGAGAAGGACCUGUGCGACGACACGUACGAGCCGGAGUACGCCACCAUCAAGCAAGAGGUGGAGAACUUCAAGAAGGUUCACCUGAUCAGCCGCGAAGAGUUUGACUGCCUGACCCCUGAACCACCCGUCGACCCCAACCAGGAAGUGCCCCCCGGACCCCCACAACCCCAGCAGAUUCCAACCGAUGCUUUGGCGAACAAACUUUUCGGCGCCCCGGAGCCUUCGACAAUAGCGCGAUCGCUCCCGACGACCGUGCCCGACUCCCCCAACUACCGCAGUGCCCGCACGCCCCGAACCCCGCGCACGCCUCACCGGAAGGACCCCGCCCUGACGCCACGCUUCUACCCGGUGGUCAAGGAAAGCCGGCCCGUCGAUGCCAAGACGCCAAGGAAGAGGAAGACCAGGCACAGCUCCAACCCGCCAAUGGAGUGUCACGUCGGCUGGGUGAUGGACUCUAGAGAGCAUCGCUCCCGCACCGCCUCCGUCAGCUCCAACGCCAGCCCCUCAGAGGGCACACCUGCCUUAGGUAACGUCGGCUGCACGCCGCAGUCCCUCCCCAAGUUCCAGCAUCCAUCCCACGAGCUGCUCAAGGAGAAUGGCUUCACGCAACACGUCUACCACAAAUACCGCCGACGCUGCCUCAACGAGCGAAAGCGGCUGGGCAUCGGUCAGUCCCAGGAGAUGAACACGCUCUUCCGCUUCUGGUCGUUCUUCCUGCGGGAUCACUUCAACAGGAAGAUGUACGAGGAAUUCCGGCAGCUGGUGGUGGAGGACGGGAAAGAAGGAUACAGGUACGGCUUGGAGUGCUUGUUCAGGUACUACAGCUACGGUCUGGAGAAGAAGUUCAGGCCCGAGAUCUUCAAGGACUUCCAGGAGGAGACCAUGAAGGACUACGAGGCUGGUCAGCUGUAUGGACUGGAGAAGUUCUGGGCCUUCCUCAAAUAUUCCAAAACCAAGACCUUGGAGAUUGACGCCAAGCUGCAAGAGUAUCUGAGCAAGUUUAAACGUCUGGAGGACUUCAGGAUUGACCCGCCGAUGGAGGACGGAGGUCGCAGGAGGCACUCGUCCAGCGGAGACGGUCGCCGCCGCCACCCCUCCCAUCCCUCCAGCCGCCCCCCGAGCAGCUGUGGCGCCGCGGCCGCCGCCAAGGACGAGGCCAAACCCGACCCGGACGCCAAGAUGCUGAAAUAGAGGACGGCGGCCCACACCAUCAGGUCGUGUGUCGCCGGUUCUCCAGGAGGCACCGCCUCUCUUCUUUGAUGCAUCGCAGCCCCCGCCCUGCCCCCACCCCUACCCCAUCAAUUUUUUGUUUAGUCCAGGCUUAAGGAACGAGUAAAAGAACCAUGGUGGUGAGUUUUGAAGCGGUUUGUCUUAACGAGGCAAAGGAGGAGGAGUCAAAGACGUCGUCUUCACCGUUAUUUUUGUUGUUUCCUUCCUCCAUCGUCAUCGCCCUGACUUUGAUCUCAAGAUAGUUUUUUUUUUUUUUUAAGCGCCUGGGAAAGUUCUGCUGGCAUCCAAGCGGACCAAAGCGACUGCAGACCCAAAUAUUUAAUUCAGUGAACUUUUGAGGAGAGAAGACUUGAGUGUUGCCUUAUUCUAAUGCUUUUUAGCGCUUGGGGGGGGGGCGUUUGCCAGCAGAGGCCAGGAGGUGGCGCUGUCUGUCUUCCACGUGUUACAAGUCCCUGGCCUUUUCUCCCUCGCGGCUUUUGUUCUUCCACCAUGACUGGAUCCUCUCCAGGUGCUUCCUUCACGUCCCGCUCAUCCGAACCAUCAACUACAGUCUUGGAUUACUUGAAAAAAAAAAAAAAGAAGAAAAAAGAAGAAGA
Molecule: messenger RNA, 4093 nt
Organism: Nerophis lumbriciformis (worm pipefish)
Lineage: Eukaryota; Metazoa; Chordata; Actinopteri; Syngnathiformes; Syngnathidae
Gene: larp1
Product: La ribonucleoprotein 1, translational regulator
Biological process (GO): positive regulation of translation; mRNA stabilization
Cellular component (GO): cytosol; cytoplasmic stress granule
Molecular function (GO): RNA cap binding
Source: RefSeq, a predicted model, not a curated record